This is a messenger RNA of Nezara viridula (southern green stink bug), 420 nucleotides long. The record is from the annotation of a GenBank genome assembly. NCBI's taxonomy places the organism in Eukaryota, Metazoa, Arthropoda, Insecta, Hemiptera, Pentatomidae.
AUGUACAACAACCUAUUGGUAACUCCUCCGAUUAUGUUAAUGAUAGCCUUGAUCUACCACGGAUCAAUAGGACAAUCAGCCAACAUGGUUGCCCAUCCCCUUCUAACACGCAGCUACAGACGUCUCCUCCUGAUCGCAGUGGCAAUGGCUGUCCUGUCCGGAGCCAUCGCAGCGCCACUUCAAGAACCAUCUCUUCAGGAGGCACUCGCCUACAUCAACACCUUACAUAGCCAAGAAGUUUCCAACGGUAAGCUGAAAGACCUGUACGAGGCCCUGCUCAGGCGAGGCGGCGAAGACAUAGAAGACGACGCCCUUCUUCAGGCCAAGAUCAUCGAGUUCCUCCAAGCCCAUGACCUGCAGAACAAGGCUGACAAGAGGGCGAGUUGUGAGUAUCCUCCACUCAUUCUGAUAAAGACCUAA